Molecule: messenger RNA, 2454 nt
Organism: Striga hermonthica
Lineage: Eukaryota; Viridiplantae; Streptophyta; Magnoliopsida; Lamiales; Orobanchaceae
Source: the annotation of a GenBank genome assembly
AUGGCCGGCACGGCGGUGACACCGCCUCCCGCGGCCGGAAUUCCAGUGACCGACGGCUCAGCCGCCCUGAAAUCCAGCUUGAGCGCGUCGGACUGGAACUCGUUCCGCAUGUCUGCCGUCAUGGACCGUUUACUAGCUCAUAUUUACGGCAACCGCAAGAGCGAGACCGUCGAAUUCCUAAACCUAUGCCUUUCCCUCGCUAGAAGUAUUGAUUUUGCCAUUGGAAAUAAUGAGGUUCCAAGCAGAUCUCCAGAUCUGCCUUCAUUAGUAAAGAAGGUAGUAUGCCAAUAUAAAACUGACAGCGUCCUGCAAGCAUCAAUAAUGGUCCUGAUGAUUUCUGUCAAGAGUGCUUGUCAAACUGGGUGGUUUUCUGUAGCUGAUUCUGAUGAGCUUAGCAAUCUGACGAAGGAGAUUGAAACCAAUUUUUGCAGCGUAUCAAACUGUAACAAUCAGCCAGAUCAUCAUCUUUCUAUCAUCUCCACAAUCAUGUCAAGAUUCUACCCAAGAAUAAAAUUGGGUCAUAUUUUAGCUCUUCUUGAAGUCAAGCCUGGAUACGAUGCAUAUGUGAAGGACUUCCAGAUUUCAAAAAAUAUAAGUACCUCUCCCCAAGAUAAAAUAAGGUUACUUGUCGUUCAAACUGAUAAUACUGAGACUUCGGCCUGUCUUGUCAGUCCUGCCAAAGUAAACUUCCUCUUGAACGGAAGGGGAGUGGAGAGGAGAACUAAUCAUUCCCUGGAUACUGGGCCACAAAUCCCAACUAUUGUUAAUAAUUUGUUGAAAUAUGGAACGAAUCUCCUUCAGGCUGUUGGUGAAUUUAAUGGAAACUAUUGUAUAGCCGUUGCUUUCACGAGUGAGGUGCCAAAUCCUGAUAAUAACACACUCCAAGAUUACGAGCAGCAUGCUCCUGCAACUGUUGAUGCAGAUUCGGAAAUAAUUGUGGGGCCUUCGCGAAUCUCGUUAAAUUGUCCUAUAAGCUUCAAGAAAAUCAAGACACCUGUAAAAGGACAUUCAUGCAAGCAUAUUCAGUGUUUUGAUUUCGACAAUUACGUGGACAUAAAUUCACGAAGACCUUCCUGGCGCUGCCCGCACUGCAAUCAACACGUCUCCUUCACCGAUAUCCGCAUCGACCAGAAGAUGUUCAAGAUUUUAAAAGAGGCCGGGUCCCAUGUCUCUAACGUGACCAUCUCCUCUGACGGCUCAUGGAGCGCCACCACAGCCGAAACUGACGACACCACUCAAAAACCGAACGAUGUGGCCCCGAACCUGGGCCGGGGUGAGUCCCCGCCGGGGCCCGCUGACAUACUCGACCUCACGGAGAUUGAUGAUGUCAUGAGCGAAGUCACCCCUUCGGAAGCCGAGGACGCAAAGCAUCUCCUGACGGCUGCACAAAACUCGAUGUCCCGGGCUUGUCAAGGCAGCAGCACCCAAGAUGACUUCUGGUCAGCAGUGUUCCUCUCGACUUUUGGGGAUGUCCCGUCUAAUGCGAGACCAAGUAGUCUUAACGUCUCGACUUCAGUUAGUGAAGGUGCUUUCAACGCAAUCUCUGGGCCGUCGCCAAAUGGGACGCCUUCACCGAAUGCGCCGCAAAUGCAGCAGUUCCAAUUCGGGAAUACGAAUGAGUCCGGGAGGAUAUCAACACUGCCACCCAGGAACGUGACGCGGGUCCCAGUUGGUGUUCAGGCUCUUCCUGUUCAGACCCAAUCGUCGGCACGGAGCUGCUAUACUAACAGUGGAAAUAUUAUGACCACUAAUAAUCGUCCAGUAGCUUCGCAGGUUUCUCCCAAUUAUUCGACGGCACCUCUAUCACAUAUACGUCAGGGCUUGCCAGUUUCUUCGUCUCCAUCGAUGCAGCAUUCAGCUGUACAGCGAAAUUAUUCGUUCCCAUCUGCCGAACCACAACGAAGCAGUACUGGUUUCCAGGCCCCAAAUGCAUACGUACAACAACCAUCCUCUCAGGCUUCCUUUCUGCGUCAACCGAUCACUACCCAACAUUCUCAGCUCAUUGCAGCUGCAAACCGAGCCGUACAAAUGUCCUUCGAGCCAAUGAGACCCGUGCCCACCUCUUACAGCACCAUCACAUCCCCAAGGGACCAAAUGGGCAGCCAGCCGUUCGCGGGACCCGAUGGCCACAACCUGGCCGCCGAGAUGAGCUGGCGGCCCGUGGCCCGGAUGCGUGGGGCUCUUUCCGGGCAAGCCUACACGGAGGCGUACAACCAGGCCAUGAGCCGCCCAGUUCAGCCGGUGGCUCAAGGUGUUAGGCCGGUCCCGAAUGUGACCUCCAUGCUGGACCCACCGCCAGGCUACGUGGCGGGUGGUGGUGCUGUUCAGGGUGUGGCAGCUGGCACUGUUCAGAGUGUUCCGACUCAGAAUCAUGUGUCGUCUGGUACAGGAGGAUCAAGUGGAGGGCCCGUGGGUUCGGGUGUUGGGCCCGGAGGGUCGUCUGGAAUGGGUUGA